AUUUACAUUGUGCUGCGGUGGUUUUCACAUAAAUUCGGCGGCUUGGGAGUUAUUGUAGUCUGGAGAGGACUUGAAAGAAAACAAAAAGAAGACAAACGCAUCAUCGACUUCUUUAUUUAGUCAUGGAGAAAAAGAAGCUGACAAUCAACUUCGGUGCCGGCCCUGCUAAAAUCCCCCCAUCAGUAUUAUUAGAGGCCCAGAAUGAUCUACUGGAUUAUAAAGGACUUGGCAUUAGUGUUCUAGAGAUGAGCCACAGGUCGUCAGAAUUCUCAAAAAUACUACAUACAACAGAAAACCUUUUGUGUGAACUACUGAACAUUCCACAGAACUACAAAGUCAUUUUUCUCCAGGGAGGUGGUUCUGGCCAGUUCAGUGCUGUGCCCCUCAAUCUGAUAGGACUUAAGAAGGAUCACUGUGCUGAUUAUGUAGUGACCGGAGCAUGGUCAGGCAAAGCAGCAAAAGAGGCUGAGAAAUACGGCAAAAUAAAUACAGUUUUCCCUAAAAUGGACAGUUACACCAAAAUUCCUGAUGUCAGUAACUGGAGUUUGAACCCUGAUGCCUCAUAUGUAUAUUAUUGCUCAAAUGAGACAGUUCAUGGUGUGGAGUUCAAUUUUAUACCAGACACAAAAGGAACAACACUUGUUUGUGACAUGUCAUCGAAUUUCCUCUCCAGGCCUGUGGAUGUGUCUAAGUUUGGACUUCUGUUUGCUGGUGCCCAAAAGAAUGCUGGCUGUGCUGGUGUGACUGUGGUCAUAGUGCGUGAAGACCUACUGGGAUAUGCCGCCAAAGAGUGUCCUAUUAUACUUGACUAUAAAGUACAAGCUGGAAUGAAUUCAUUAUAUAACACACCGCCUUGUUUCAGUAUCUAUAUAAUGGGAUUGGUAUGUGAAUGGAUUAAGAAUAAUGGUGGCCUUGAGGCAAUGGAGAAACUAAGCAUUACCAAAUCCAAACUACUUUAUGACAUAAUUGAUGAAUCCAAUGGAUUCUAUGUAUGUCCUGUCGAGAGCCAAAGCAGAAGCCGAAUGAAUAUAUUUUUCCGCAUAGGAAGUAUUAAUGGAGAUGAAGAAUUAGAAAAGAAAUUUUUGGAUGAAGCUGCAAAAAGAAGCAUGUUAAGCUUGAAAGGUCACAGGUCAGUGGGUGGUAUUCGUGCAUCACUUUACAAUGCAGUAACUGUGGAAGAAACAAAAGCAUUGGCAGAAUACAUGAUUGAGUUUAUGAAGGUGCAUCGAAAAAACUGCAUGUUGUAAAUAGUUUCAGUUCUGCAUGAAAUACUUGUGUUCAAGAGUCAAAACAUGUUAUAGAUUCCCCAUUUCCAAAUGUAAUGAAAUCAAGUGUUAUAAUCUUCUAUUCAUUAAGAAGAUACUUUUGAAAAUAUAGUACAUUACUGUGGUAUGAUGGCCAGUUUUUAUAUAGCUAUAGGAAAACUUACCUUUGUACCUUUUGUCUUUACAAGGGACCAAUUCCUAAUGUUAUUUUAUAGUUCACAUUUCACCCCAAUGUUUUCAAGAGAUAACAUUAUGCAGUUAUCACCUUCAAUAGUAGAGCACUUUUUCUUGCUUUUGCUGACAAAACAAUUAUUGUUUAUAAUUUGUAAAUAGUACAUGGUGUAUUUUUUAUUACUUCUUUUGUAAUGAUUUAUCCUAACUGUAUCCUAGCAGUGAUUUAUGUGGCACUUAUUAAAAUGUGAAACUACAAUGAAACACUAAUAAAUGAUUAAAAGUUA
This is a messenger RNA of Erpetoichthys calabaricus (reedfish), 1723 nucleotides long. It is a transcript of the gene psat1, whose product is annotated as phosphoserine aminotransferase 1. Gene Ontology annotation, cellular component: cytoplasm. NCBI's taxonomy places the organism in Eukaryota, Metazoa, Chordata, Cladistia, Polypteriformes, Polypteridae. Bases 123 to 1247 code for a protein of 374 amino acids. Gene Ontology annotation, biological process: L-serine biosynthetic process. The transcript has 9 exons. Gene Ontology annotation, molecular function: O-phospho-L-serine:2-oxoglutarate transaminase activity; pyridoxal phosphate binding. The record is from RefSeq and is a predicted model, not a curated record.